Drosophila sulfurigaster albostrigata is the source of this 858-nucleotide messenger RNA. Its product is annotated as chymotrypsin-1-like. Gene Ontology annotation, biological process: proteolysis. The coding region runs from base 12 to 830 and encodes 272 amino acids. Lineage: Eukaryota; Metazoa; Arthropoda; Insecta; Diptera; Drosophilidae. The transcript is spliced from 3 exons. Gene Ontology annotation, molecular function: serine-type endopeptidase activity. The record is from RefSeq and is a predicted model, not a curated record.
AGUUCUACAACAUGGUUAAACUUCAGUUGUUGUUAAUCUUUCUAACUUCCCUUCUCUUUCAGGGAAGUGCGCAGGCUCAAUAUUCACCUUCUAAUCGGAUAAUAAAUGGAGAAAAUGCAGCUUCCAAACAAUUUCCGUAUCAAGUCUAUUUAGAAAGACGUAUGAAUGGUAAUUGGACACAUGGUUGUGGUGGUGUUAUAAUAUCGAAUAGAACCGUCCUCACAGCUGCUCAUUGUAUAAAGGAUUCAAUGGAUGCCUUUAAAAUCUACUUUGGAGCUGUUGACAGAACCAAUAUCUUCGAAACGGGACAACAACGUUUAAUAGUCAAGAGGAAGAAUAUUAUCGUUCAUUCUGAAUAUGAUCCACACCAAAGACUUAAUGAUAUAGCUCUGAUCAGAUUACCAGCCGAAAUUCUAUUUGAUGAGUAUAUUCAGCCUGCUAAGUUGCCUGAUUUGGACAAAUUAUAUGAUAACGAAAUUGGAGUUGCUUCCGGCUGGGGCAUGUCUGAUAGAAAUUCCUGGAAACCGACAAGCAAUCUACAGUACCUUAAUGUAACCAUAUUUCCUUAUGAAGAAUGCAAACCACUUGUGCAGAAAUACAAGGCAUUCCACGCAAAAUUCUUUCCAGCAUCGUAUAUUUGUUUGAAGCCCAGUCAAGGCAGUACUUGUCAUGGCGACUCUGGUGGCCCAUUGGCAAUUCGGAAUGAAGAUGGAACUAGUACUAUAGUGGGCCUCACAGCAUUCGGUACGACCAUAACUUGUGAGCCCAAUAUGCUUGUUAUUUUGACGAGAGUCUCAUCGUUUUUGCAAUGGAUAAAACAAAGUGAAUGAAACAAAUAAAUAAAAAUUAAAAACCGUA